Messenger RNA from Gongylonema pulchrum, 207 nucleotides. The record is from the annotation of a GenBank genome assembly. Lineage: Eukaryota; Metazoa; Nematoda; Chromadorea; Rhabditida; Gongylonematidae.
AUGGGUGCAUGCCACGUAUUCAUUUUGGUAUCGGACGGUUAUGGGCAAGAAUACUGGCACGUAGUCCAAUCAACUGGGAAGAAACUUCAAAGCGCUGCAGCUGAAGUUUAUGCUGUUUCGACCAGUCGUGAUUAUAGUCUUGCCGAAUUGACGCUGUAUACUGGUGACGAGAAACGUGUCUAUGUUGGACCGCAGCAUCAGCAGUAA